Ceraceosorus bombacis is the source of this 1144-nucleotide messenger RNA. Lineage: Eukaryota; Fungi; Basidiomycota; Exobasidiomycetes; Ceraceosorales; Ceraceosoraceae. The record is from the annotation of a GenBank genome assembly.
AUGGUAUUGACGCAGGAUCUGCUGCUGGAUCCGUCCAUCAGGACGUGGGUUCUGCUGCCCAUCUUGGCAGUGAUGGUGGAGGUGGGCUUGCUGCGUCACUACAUUACUCAGCUGAUCGGGAGCAAGCCCAAAGGUACCAAGCCAGAGCUGCUACGAGAACAGUGAGUCGGCACGUCCCAGUGAUCCGAAGUGACAAGGCUUUGCUCGGAGGAGAUGCGCACCGUCUGACCAUGACAUUGAUGCACUUGCUCUCGAAGACGCAUUCUGACGCGAGCUCAAACCACUCGAGCCAACGCCUGGUACCUCUCACCCUCAUCGCUCGCAAUGAGAAAAGACUGGCUAGCCGAGGUGCUCAGCAACGGCAGCUACGUCAAUCCCAAAGAAGAGCCAAAGAAGUCCAGAAAUCCAAACGAACCGGAAAUGCCAGCGAACCCUUUGAGCAAUCCAGAUCAGAUGGAAGCCAUGAUGGAUCAGCUCAAGAAGAGUAUGGUCAUGAUGGUGCCGCAGACGGUCAUCAUGGGUUGGAUCAAUUGGUUCUUUAGCGGAUUCGUAUUGCGUGAGUCCCGCGAUUGGGAUGACCGGACAUCUGCCCCAUCGAUGACGCAUGAUUGUUUGGCGUACGCUGUGCUAAUCAUGUUGCUUUGCGCGACGCCAGUACGAUUGCCAUUUCCUCUGACGCUACGCUUCAAGCUGAUGCUGCAGCGAGGUAUCGACACGCAAGACAUGGACGUCUCCUGGGUCAGCUCCAUCUCGUGGUACUUUUUGUGCCUCUUUGGUCUCAAUGCGGUGUUCAGACUGAUUCUUGGCGAGGGUAAUGGUGAGUGAUGCAAGCCAGUCCACGGGCGAUGUACUGCAUCAAAGUCACGCUCUGUCCUAACAUCUUCAAACCUUGCAUGGCCUGUCUGCAGCUGCUGACGGCACGAGGGAUUUGGCUGGCAUGUCGUCUUUGGGUGUGGGUGCGGGUCCGGCGGCAGGUGCGCCACCCAACCCCUUUGCGGCAGCGACGGGAGGAGCUUCUGCUGGACCCGACUACACGAAGCUUCAUGCACAAGAAAAAGAGAAUGUGGAACUGAUCUCGACGCUUGGUAACAGGUGGCAUGGGUCAGGGGUCGAGGAGAGGGUGUUGGCGAUGUAUGCCUUGUAG